Lolium rigidum is the source of this 1844-nucleotide messenger RNA. RefSeq lists its product as uncharacterized. Bases 138 to 1706 code for a protein of 522 amino acids. NCBI's taxonomy places the organism in Eukaryota, Viridiplantae, Streptophyta, Magnoliopsida, Poales, Poaceae. The transcript has 12 exons. The record is from RefSeq and is a predicted model, not a curated record.
GACAGUGGCUGUGUGCUGGGACUGGGAGUGGACCCAUGGAUAUGCCCUAGCGUCCACCCCCUGCUCAUCCCGUUUCUACCACCUGCCGCCCCCGCCCCCAAAUUGCUCCAAGCGCCGCCGGUAGACGGAAAGACGGGAUGGUUCGCUUUGGAUCGGAGGAUCGUGCAAUGGGAGCGAUCGAUCGUCACGGAAUACAUGAGGUUGGCGGGCCUCUUCUUGUUGGUGGGGUUAAUUUGCUCAACACGCGGACUGGCCUCUUCUAUGAUCAAGAGCUUCGCCACGUCCUCACCGAUGAGCAUCGGUUUCGAGCUUAUCUGGAGUUUCGCGAGCAGGCCAUCAAAAUCGCCGUGACUGAACUCAUGUCUGGUGCCAAAUCACCUGCUGAUUUGUUUCUCCCGAUUGCCGAGGAUAUUGAUACCUUCAAUAGCGAGCUUGUCGAGUACAUCUUGAUGCGCUACACGAGGCAUGAUGGAACCUCCUCCAUCUUGCAGCGAUCUGUUACUGGGGAUGAUGGACAUAAUGGAACUGAGGUUGAAAACACCUCGAUAAGGCAUUACUUGCCUAAUGAUAUAAUCAGACAAAUCGAGAAUAACCAAAAGUUGCUUUGUCAACAAUUGUCGUCUAUUCAGAGGUACUUUGCAUACCGGAAAUUUCUUGUGAAGCUUGACUUUAUUCAGUCGAAUAGUGAUCCUGAAAGUGUUCUAAAAAGGCUUAAAUCUUCAACUAUAUGCCCGGGGCUUCCAGAUCAUGAGCUAAGGCGUUGCUUAGAGGGCCAUAUUAAUUUUUUGAAAGAAUACGAGGAUAAGAAAUUGGACCCUGCGGCCAGCAUAUCUGAGUAUGAAAACAUAGCUUUGAAGAAGAUCCAUUCAGAGUUGAGUUCAGAAUUACAGGAGCAUCUGGAUCGCUAUGAUUGGAUGCUUAUGGAGCAGUACUAUGACCGUAUGAAAUUAAGGAGUCUUGCAAGAGAAUGUGCUACUCAAGCGCAAAUGACUGGACAUGUUCUUGUCGCAGAGGGUCUACCAAUAAAAGCACAUCUCAAGAAAUAUAUGCUUUCCGCAAAUCCAGAAGUUAAGAAGCUGCCUUCAUUUAAACAAGCAGCGAAGCUGUCAUUUGACAGCUACAUGGGUCGAAUAAAAGAGAAAUUCAGAAGCAGGGCUCCUCUUGGCAGGCCUAUCGGAAGGCCAUUCCAGUUGCUUUUUGCGGGUACAUUAGCAACUUCAUUUGAUGACGGCAACAAUGAAGAACGGAAGUAUGACCCCCAGUGUGGCAUGACGAAAGACGAGUUCGAAUGGCGAUGUGCUCAGGUUGACAGGGUAAGCCAGCGUAUGCCCCAGGCGUUUGAGAAGUUGGAUUUCCAGUUGCAGGUUAUGCGUCGUCACUUCCUGGAUGAUCCUGAUGCCCUAAACACUUGGGAUGAGUAUGAAAACGAUGUCCGUUAUGCAUACAGGCAUAACCUCUUGCAGACCCUGUCGUCACCAUUGUCAAUCCCGAACUCUGAUUUGUACGAGCAGCUAAUGAAGAGAAAGGCGCAGUCCAAGACCUUUGUCGGCAAGAUAUCUGGAGGAUUAGACAAGUUCAAAGAGGCAGCAACAAGGAACAAGAGGUUGGUUGGAGCUGGGGUAAUAUUUGCCGGUGCUGCUGCUGUAUUUGCUCUUGGACGACACGCUACACUACGUGAAGUCAAACAGCAGACAAAUGAAGCCUAGCUAGCAACAGUUGGAUCAUGGACUUGCUAUCUACAAAGCAAAACUGUUCCUAUUCAAUAUUACGUUGGAGCAUUUCGUAGUUAAUACCUGGGUGUGUAAGAUGCUUCUAAUAUAUAAAGCUCCGUAUUGAACUUGGCA